Molecule: messenger RNA, 720 nt
Organism: Diplodia corticola
Lineage: Eukaryota; Fungi; Ascomycota; Dothideomycetes; Botryosphaeriales; Botryosphaeriaceae
Product: mediator complex subunit med20 protein
Exons: 2
Coding region: 1-720 (239 amino acids)
Biological process (GO): regulation of transcription by RNA polymerase II
Cellular component (GO): mediator complex
Molecular function (GO): transcription coregulator activity
Source: RefSeq, a predicted model, not a curated record
AUGGCCGUGACUGCCGUGUACUUCGUCGCCGCAGCCCACAAUGCCCCGGGCGUGGCCGAGCUGACCGACCGCCUCAUCCGCGCCUUCGACCCCGUGCCCGCCGGCAACUGGGGCCUCCACCACCGCUCCUUCCGCUCCACGCCGCAAAACACCACCGACAAGUCGCCCCCGCACUUCCAGCAUGUCCUCGCCCUGGGCCACUACCCCGACCGUGCCUUUGUGCACAUUGCCGGCCCCGAUCAGCAGCAGGACCAGCAGCAGCAAGACCACCAGCAGCAGCAGCAGCCCUCCACCGUCGCCAUUCCGCUGCAGCAGAUGGAGCAAUACAGCCAGCUGCUGAGCCUCAAAUUCGGCGCCCUGUGGAUGUACCGCAUGGGCUCGCAAGUCGGCGUCGGCGCAUCAUACUCGGUGGGUGAAUUCACCGUACGCUUGGGCGAGCUGCGCGAAAAGGGCGGCCAGAACGCCCUGCGCGGGACCGUCGUGUGCAUCCAGACGGCUAAACAGGAGUCGCGGCCCGACGAAGGAGAGGCGCCCUCCGCGCGAAUCGAUGCCGACGAGGAGCUGCAGGCGGGUCAGGCGCUGGUCCGCGACGUCUGGUCACGCUUCAGCGUGCCUCAAUUCAAGGAAACCAUCACCUCCCGCCCGGCCGCUCCCGAGGCUGACGAUCAGCUCUUCGACGAGGUCCGGCUCUGGUGCGAAGCUCUGCGCUUCCAGAAGUGA